AUGUCAGGUGGGAAAACAUUACCAUACCUUGUUUUGCACGGUGGUGGAAGUCGCCGGAAAUCGCUCCGCCUUCGCAAACACUCGCCGAAAAUCGCCCACAACGCCGCAAUGCACUUGCCAGAAAUCGCCUCUCACUCAAAACCUCAAGACAAGCCUAGCAUCGGGAAUCGAAACGUCACAAGUUUUCGCAACCUUGCCGACACUUGGCACCCAUGCACAGGGGAGCCCAACCGCCCUCACCUCCCCACUUGCGCCUACACUUCAAACAUUUCGCCUUCUCCCUUUCUUCUCCUUUUUGAGACAGAGCACAACUUUCACAGCAUACGGCAGGCACGCACGGGUCGAGUAUUCACUCACCUCUCGUGCCGAACGGCAGGCACGCACGGGUCGAGUUUUCACUUACCCCUCGUGCCGAACGGCAGGCGCGCGUGGUCGAGUUUUCACUUACCUUUAGUGCCGAACGGCAGGCGCACGUGGUCUAGUUUUCACUCACCUUUUGUGCCGAAUGGCAGGCGCACAUGGUCGAGUUUUCACUCACCUCUCGUGCCGAACGGCAGGCAAGCACGGGUCGAGUUUUCACUCACCUUUCGUGCCGAACGGCAGGCGCACGUGGUCGAGUUUUCACUCCCCUCUCGUGUCGAACAACAGGCGCACGUGGUCGAGUUUUCACUCACAUCUCAUGCCGAACGGCAGGCAUGCACGGGUCGAGUAUUCACUUACCCCUCGUGCCGAACGGCAGGCACGCACGGGUCGAGUUUUCACUCCCCUCUUCCUGUCGAUUCCCUUCCAAUCUUCAACCCAACCUCUUGGCUUGAGGACUUGGGGGACUACAUGAUCAUCACCGGCUUAGAAACGAUAGACGCUCGUUCCCAAGUCAGAAUGCCGAAGCUCAGGGAUAAGCAAUUCCCCAACCAAGAAGUCCCUCCUCGAUCGGAAACUUGGGGGACUACUGUUUGUACCAUAUCUGACCAACCACUCACGUCGUGA
Molecule: messenger RNA, 987 nt
Organism: Prunus armeniaca (apricot)
Lineage: Eukaryota; Viridiplantae; Streptophyta; Magnoliopsida; Rosales; Rosaceae
Source: the annotation of a GenBank genome assembly